GAACCAUGACAUUUAUUAAUAAUAAAUAAUAAUGAAUUAAUAAUAAAUUCAUCAAUUUCUAUGGAUAUUCUAGCUGCAUUGUCGAUGUUGAAUCAUCUCAGCAACACUGAUUUGGGAGAAAUAUUGAACGAUGAUGGAAGAUUCGAGGAAGUUGUCAAUGACAUAAAACAGAAAAUAGCUGCGAAAUUCUUAUCGGGAGAUACAGAAGUCGAUGAAUUCCUGGAUCAAUUCUUGACCCGAAGAAAGAUAAUGCAUUUACGAAAGGUGAAGGUAGACAAAAUGCGAGAGCUUAAGAGGAAACCGAAAUCGUCGACAGGGGGUUAUCCAGCAGUGAACACCUUUCGCCGCCCAAGUUUUCUUAAAGCUAUUUCCAUAAUGUGCCUUCGUCAUGGUCAUGGAGCGUUUGAGGAUCAAAAUAAUUCCCACGAUAGCCCUCAUCUCAGACAGCAAGACAAAAGACUACAUCGUAGGCUUCACGGACCUCGGAAAUUGCGACGAUUUUUCCACAGAGAUGAUGGAGUGGAGAAUAGCCCAGUCUGGUGCAAUAUCAUACACUGGUGACCUGUUGAAUCCACCAGAAAAGGGAAAGAAGCCGUCUAAUCUACUCGUUGGAAACAAGAAAUCAAAAACAAUUCGAGGCAGAACUAAUUCUG
Messenger RNA from Fopius arisanus, 653 nucleotides. RefSeq lists its product as uncharacterized. The transcript has 2 exons. The record is from RefSeq and is a predicted model, not a curated record. Bases 61 to 561 code for a protein of 166 amino acids. NCBI's taxonomy places the organism in Eukaryota, Metazoa, Arthropoda, Insecta, Hymenoptera, Braconidae.